UAGAUAAAAGGUCAUUCAUGUUCGCGGUCGCAGUCGCCCAAAUACCCAUUGUGGUAAAAUCCCGGCUCGCGCAUGACAUUUUGUCACUAACGAGACUUCAACCAGCGACCUCCCAUAAAGAAAGUCACCGGGUACCACUAGAGCAUUAGCCCUUUGUUGAUUUUGUCUAUAUAUGUAUACAUGUUCAAGUCUAGCACUCCAUUCAUGCACACUAAGGGUAACUUAUUAACGCUCUUAAUCAUAUAUUAAAGCAUGUCUAUAUCUUCAUCUGUUUCAGCCCUUAAUGAAAGUUUUAAGCAAAACCUUGUUCGCAACACGGUGAACUUCAGUCCUAGUAUAUGGGGAGAUCAAUUUCUCAUAUAUAAUGAGAGAAAGGAUAUUGCUUGUGAGGAGCAACUGGCUAGGGAACUAAAAGAGAAAGUGCGGAAAGAGCUCCUGGUCGAAGGAUCAACAGGACCUACACAGCAUAUGAAGUUACUAGAACUUAUCGAUGUGGUCCAACGUCUUGGUGUAGCAUAUCAUUUUGAAGAUGAAAUUGAGGAAUGUUUAAAGCAUAUUUAUGUUACCUAUGGGGCUAUAUGGAUCAACAAGAAUAACCUCGAAAGCACUUCACUGUGGUUCAGACUCCUACGACAACAAGGCUUCAAUGUUUCAAGUGGAAUAUUCUACAAGUACAAGAACGAAAAUGGUAAUUUUCUGGAGUCCUUGAGAGACGAUAUUCAUGGUAUGCUUUCUUUGUAUGAAGCAACGUACAUGAGGGUGGAAGGUGAAGAAGUUCUAGACGAGGCCCUUGAGUUUACAAAAUACCAUCUUGGAAAUAUAAUCCAGAAACACAUUUGUAGUAACGGCGCUUUUCUUGAAACUCAAAUAUAUCAAGCGCUACGACAACCGCUUCGAAAAAGAUUGCCACGGCUAGAGGCAUUGCGUUACAUACCAAUCUACCAACAACAAGAUUCCCGUAAUGACGACUUACUAACACUUGCAAAGUUAGAUUUCAAUUUGCUCCAAGAAUUGCACCGAAAAGAGCUUAGCCAAAUUAGCAAAUGGUGGAAGAAUUUGGAUGUGAUGAACAAAGUACCUUAUGCUCGGGAUAGAAUAGUCGAAGGUUACUUUUGGAUAUUGGCGGUCUACUUCGAGCCUCAACAUUCUGAAUCAAGGAUUUUUCUGAUGAAAAUUUGCAAUCUACUAGUCAUUUUGGAUGAUACAUACGAUAAUUAUGGUACUUAUGAAGAACUCCAGAUCUUUACUAAAGCUAUUCAAAAAUGGUCGAUAAGUUGCAUGGAUAUGCUUCCUGAAUACAUGAAACUCAUAUAUCAAGAAAUUCUCAAUGUUUACAAAGAAGCUGAAGAUUUGCUAGAGAAGAAGGGAAAUACAUAUCGUUUAUGUUAUACAAAAGAGAUGGUUAAAGAGUACACUCAAAAUCUCUUGAUUGAAGCUAAAUGGGUAAACGAGAGGUAUAUCCCAACCUUUGAAGAAUAUAUGUCCGUUGCCAUAGUAUCUGUUGGCUACCCGUUGUUGAUCAUGUUGUCUUAUGUUCACCGGGAUGAUUUGGUUACCGAGGAUACAUUUAAAUGGUUGUCUAACUAUCCUCCUAUUGUCAAAGCUUCAUCUUUGAUUUUUAGACUCAUGGAUGAUACUGCCAUGCGUAAGGACGAACGAGAAAGAAACCAUGUAGCUUCGAGUGUCGAAUGCUACAUGAAGGAACACGAGGUCUCAAAGGAGCACACACAUGAGUUAUUCUCAAAGCUAAUCGAAGAUAAUUGGAAAGUUAUUAAUAAGGAGUCUCUAAGGCCUACACACAUACCCGAACCUUUACUUAUGUCUCCUAUCAAUUUUGUACGUGUUUGUGAAAUCCUUUAUACAGGUGGUGACAAUUAUACUCAUGCCGGGAAAGAAAUGAUUGGCUACAUUAAAUCACUUCUUGUUACUCCCAUAACUGUUUAAUAUAUAAUGCAUAUGUAAUAAUCAAAUCAUGCUUAGAAAAUGUUUAUGUGUAAGUUAUUAUACCGACUUGUGUUAUUAUUGUCGGAUAAGUUCGUGCACAUGUAGUAUUUGAUACAUAUGUAACAAAUAAGUAAUAAGUGUGGUUUGAGUUGUUAUUGUCGUAGAAGUUUAUUGAUCUAUAAUAUGUAACUAUUGUGAUUCCCCA
Molecule: messenger RNA, 2149 nt
Organism: Helianthus annuus (common sunflower)
Lineage: Eukaryota; Viridiplantae; Streptophyta; Magnoliopsida; Asterales; Asteraceae
Product: (E)-beta-farnesene synthase
Exons: 7
Coding region: 253-1944 (563 amino acids)
Biological process (GO): diterpenoid biosynthetic process
Molecular function (GO): magnesium ion binding; terpene synthase activity
Source: RefSeq, a predicted model, not a curated record